AACCUGCCGAUAUCUCCAUCCUUUGAGUGCCCCCAACCUCUGGGGGUCCCCAGCCCAAGGAAUCCCCAGCCUUUUGGGGUUCCCGGACGAUGGCUGCCCUCACCCCAUGGGAUUCCCCAACCCUCGGUGUUCGCAUCCUAUUGAGAUCCCCACCUGAGCGUCCCCAACCUUUGGGUGCCCCCCAGCCCAGGCGUUCCUCAGACUCUCUCAGGGCCGUUCCCAGCCUAUGGGGUAUGGCCGGGUACGUCCCCAGGGUUGCAGCCAUCCUGCUGACACCCACACCCCAUCCCUGCAGGUUCCGGAGCUGGGGAUGCGGCCGCGCUGCCCCUCACCCUUCCAGCCGCGUGCCGGCCCCGAGCGCACCUCCGAGCGCGAGACACAGACAGCAGAGCUGUCCCUGACCGUGGUGACGGCCGUGCAGGCGGUGGAGAGGAAGGUGGACUCCCAUGCCACCCGGCUGCUGGACCUGGAGGGCCGCACCGGGGUGGCCGAGAAGAAGCUGAUCGAUUGUGAGAAAACGGCGACGGAGCUGGGCAACCAGCUGGAGAGCAAAUGUGCGGCCCUGGGCACCCUCAUCCAGGAGUACGGGCUGCUGCAGCGGCGCCUGGAGAACAUGGAGAACCUGCUGAAGAACAGGAACUUCUGGAUCCUGCGGCUGCCCCCCGGCAGGAAGGGAGAGGUCCCCAAGGUGCCGGUGACGUUUGACGACGUGUCCGUCUAUUUCAACGACAAGGAAUGGGAGAAGCUGGAGGAGUGGCAGAAGGAGCUGUACAAGAAUGUGAUGAAGGGGAACUACGAGUCGCUGAUCUCACUGGACUAUGCAAUUUCCAAACCUGGUGUUUUGUCCCAGAUCGAGCAGGGAGAGGAACCACGGGUCAGGAAUGAGCAGGACUUGGAGGAGAGCGAGAUGAUGAGCGAUGCCACCGCAGCCGGAAUCAGAGUCGUGAUCAAAACAGAGGAGCUGCUUCCAGAGGACAGCCCUGAGAACCCAGAGCUGCACGGCAUGUCAGGGCAAUCGGAGGGCAGCUUCCAGAGCCCAGAUGAAGAGGCUGCCUGCGAGAGCCCCUAUGGCUCCGUGUCCCCUCCCCGAGAGCUGCCGGGCACCAGCCUGGGCGACCCCUCUGAGUACGUCGGGGACUAUAAUGAGAUCCAGAGGGUCAUCGUGCACCACGGGAGCUGCACAGGUGAGGGGUGGAGGGGUCUGGGAGGAGGCACGCACCCAGUGACUGUGGCCUGGGGGCUGCUGAGCUGCACCAUGGUGGGGAUGCAGCAUCCCCAGCAGCCCUGGGGCUCCCUUUGUGAGCAGCCUUUACCCACGGGUAAAGCCUUUACUUCACGAGGCUGGAAAGGGAGCAAAGCCAGGGGCUUGGGGCAGGGGAAGGCACUGGAGCUGCAGGAAUGGGAAUGGGGUUUAAGAGAGUCAUUUAUCCGCAUGCAAGGAGUGAGCAAACUCUGGAGAGAAGAGAUGGAAAGGGACCAGAGUCCGAUGGAAAGGCACCGGGGGGGUCUCCUGGGGUGUGAGCCCCACCGAGGGGCAAACCUUACAGUGUGGGUUUGUGUCCCUGCAGCGUGGGUGCAUGGGGCAGUGUGGAGGACAGGAAUGAGGGCGGCCAGACUGCAAUGUGUGCACUGCAGGGAGGGUGGGUGCAAUGAGGUUGGGGGCGGAGAGAAGUGGAGGUCUGGACAAAGUCCUCCCCUGCUCAGCUGGGUGUGGGAUGGGCACAGGGGGCAGCUCCUGGCCACGUCCUGCCACCAUGUCGGGGGGCACUGGGGGUGUGGAGCAGGUGGACCCUCUGCCUUUUGGUGUUUCUCAGGCCGUGUGUCCGCGUCCCUGGACCUGGAUGGCCAUCGGAGCCCCAGGAGCCUGUCCCUGGAACAACCCUUGGCCGCCCCCGAGGAAGGGCCCGGCGGGGAGGCCGAGCUGCCCGCCGCCGAGAUCUCGGUGACGCUGGUGACGGAGGUGCAGGCCGUGGACAGGAAGGUGGAGGCGCAGGCGGCCCAGCUGAUGAACCUGGAGGGCAGGAUGAGGAUGGCCGAGAGCAAACUGAUCGGCUGCGAGAGGACGGCCGUGGAGUUUGGCAACCAGCUGGAGAGCAAAUGGACGGCCCUGGGCACCCUCAUCCAGGAGUACGGGCAGCUGCAGAAGAGGCUGGAGAACAUGGAGAACCUGCUGAAGAACAGGAACUUCUGGAUCCUGCGCCUGCCCCCCGGGGCCAAGGGGGAGGUCCCCAAGGUCCCCAUGGCGUUUAACGACACUUCAUUUAGCUUCUCGGAGGACGAGUGGAAGAAUUUGAACGAAUGGCAGAAAGAGCUUUACAGGCAUAUCAUGAAGGGCAACUACGAGGCCGUGAUCUCGAUGGAUACUGCAAUUUCGAAACCUGACCUCCUGUCACGGAUUGAGCAAGGAGAGGAUCCCAAUGCUGAGGACCAGGAUGACUCUGAGGGAGGAGAAACCCCUACGGAUCCCAGCACCGAGUUUUUCUUCCCCGGUCCCGAUGACAACUCGUGGAGUAAAUACGAAGAUACCCUGGCUGAAAGUCACUACGGUUCUGAAGAAGAAGAAGAAGAGGAAGAAGAAGAGAGCAUGGAGGCUCCCAAUACAUAUGCGCAGCAGUGUGACGAGGAAAGCCCCGACAGCCUUGAGCUUCCUGCCUCGUUAGCGGGAAAGUGGGAUGAUGUUUUCUCAAACCCAGAGGAAGAGUUAAAGCCAAGCGGCAAGAAUCGGAGCGGGUCGGGCCCGCAGCAGAGAGGUGCAGCGGGCAAUGGGCUGAGGCGCUCCUCGCGCCGCGGGAGGGAACUGUCAAAGAAGGAAGCUCCCGAGGAAAUGGCCGCAGAGGAGGGGCCGUACAUCUGCUGCGAGUGCGGGCAGAGCUUCCUGGACAAGGAGCUCUUCGCAGCCCAUCAGAGAGCGCACAUGGACGAGGAAGCCUGCACUUCUCUGGAAGCCGGGGAAAGCUUCAGGCAGAAAUCCAAAUCCUCCGCGAAAGGCCAGCGCUCCAGACCGUCCAAGCGCGCCAAUUCAGAGAAGGGCUCCGGUUUCAAGUACGGCUUUGUCAGGCCGAACAACAUGGUGGAAAGACCCUACACCUGCUCGCAGUGCAAAGAGAGCUUCAGCCUGGAGGUGAGCCUCAUCUUGCACCAGAAGCUCCAUACGGGGAAGGGUGACGGGCCGCUGACCUGCACCUACUGCGGGAAGGACUUCCGGGACCUCUCCAAAGCCAUCCGCCAUCAGCGCAUCCACACGGGGGAGCGGCCGUACCAAUGCACCGAGUGUGGGAAGAGCUUCAUCCGCAGGGACCACCUGCUCAAGCACUGGCGUGUCCACACCGGGGAGACCCCGUACCAGUGUCCCGUCUGCGGGAAGCACUUCCGCUACAAAGAGUCGCUGAAUUGUCACCAGAAGAUCCACUCCCGCAACCCCCGGCCCAUGGAGGAGGCCUUGCAGCACAACCUGGAGUCGGCCACUCAAACCAGCCUCUUCUGUUUGAAAACAGAAACCAAGCAGUAGCGAUGGGCGGCCGGGGCGGAAGGGCUCGCAGUGACGGAUCGGUCUAAGCCGGCGGACGUGCAGCAUGACGAGAGGUGAACUUGUAUCGCAGCUAAUCCAUGUGGUCUUGCUACCAAGCCCGCUUUGUUGAAGCAUCCUAGGAAUUCCUCUAAAAAAAAAAACUCUGAUACGAAGGCCUGGGCACCUCUUCAGCCCCGCGGGGUGACGUGGGACCUCCUUGGCAGCGUAGGCCUCGUAUUCGUUGUCCCCUACGCAGGUUUGAAUUUUGCCUGUAGAGAAUGCUCCCGAGAGAUUCUCUGGGGAUCUGUAUUUAGCAGGUGUUUCCCCACCUAUCUUUGUGCAUAUUCAGGAGUGACAAGCUUUCGCUUUCAUUCUUUUUCUGCUCGUUUCACCACAAGGCUGGACGAGGGAGGAAGGGAAGAUGCCAUUCCCGGGCCGCCGGCCGCCCGCCCCGGCUGCAGUGACGCACCUCGAGCAUCAGCCCCGUGCCACGAGGCUGGGCUGCCACCAAGGGGACAGAGGUGAAGCAGAGCCGUGGUUAGGGACGUGACGCAGAACUUGUCGAAGGCAGAAAAGCAGAGAGGAGAGAGCAGCGAAGUGCAAGGUGAGAAAAAGAAGGCGGAGGAGGAAAGGACGGGAAGGAGAAAGGGCUGAGGACAUUGGAGCAGGAGGAGUUGGGAGAGGAGGUCUGUGUGGGUGCACAGAGGCAGUCGGGUCUCUGAUCGAAGAGGAGAUGUCUCUGUGCUUUGGAAGGACAUUGCUGUCGUUUCCCUCUGGCCUGAGGGAGCAGUGCUGCUGGUCUGUCAUAGGAACUACCGUUGGCAAAGGUGGUUUUACUGUUAUUUUAUUACUGGGUUUGGUCUCACACUCAGGUAAGUCAGACAAGUGAAAGGAACUUCUCCUAACCCCUGUAAAGAGCUGUUCGGUUUUUAGUUAAUGUAGAAGUAGGAUGUUGUUGUUAUUGUUGUUAUUAUUAUUAUUAUUAUUAAUUAUUAUUAUUAUUAUUAUUAUACAAUGAAAUGUGUGGCACUAUAUUUCACCAUGGAUCUAAAACACUUAAAUGUAUGCGGUGACUGACCAGAGUUUUUCUGACGUCUCUGUAAAUAUCGGUUGAAUUUGGCACUCAGUGGUGUUGUUCUCAAGGUGACUGUGAGCAGUGUCUCUUCCGCUGUGUAUCGUUGGCUGCUGAUUAGUGGUUGUGUUUUGUAAUAACUUUUGUAAAGUCUGUCAAUACAGUGUUUCCAUUCUGAA
Meleagris gallopavo (turkey) is the source of this 4759-nucleotide messenger RNA. NCBI's taxonomy places the organism in Eukaryota, Metazoa, Chordata, Aves, Galliformes, Phasianidae. The record is from RefSeq and is a predicted model, not a curated record.